Molecule: messenger RNA, 1830 nt
Organism: Dioscorea cayenensis subsp. rotundata (Guinea yam)
Lineage: Eukaryota; Viridiplantae; Streptophyta; Magnoliopsida; Dioscoreales; Dioscoreaceae
Product: short integuments 2, mitochondrial
Exons: 8
Coding region: 180-1337 (385 amino acids)
Cellular component (GO): mitochondrion
Molecular function (GO): GTP binding; GTPase activity
Source: RefSeq, a predicted model, not a curated record
UUUGAUAUGUAUAUAUAAAUGGAUGAAUAUCAUUGAAAUGAUGGGGUUAAUAGCAAAAUAAAAUAUUGACAUUUGAGAGGGGUAUAAUGGAAACUUGAUAUAUUUAUUUUUUUAAUAGCAGCCAUGGGAAGCCGGGGGCGGCGGGCAAAGGCAGUCAAAGCACUCAUUGACCACACCGAAUGUUCACUCUCUCUCUCUCUAUCUAUCUCUGUUGUUUGCCGCUCCACCCGCAACUUCCUUUUGGUUCCCUCUUUCUCUCUCUAAAUCUCUUGGUCUAUAUAUAUUCCCACUUCUCCCCCAAUCUUUCUCACCGCUUUCCUCUCAUCAUCAACAACAACAAUAAGAAGGGAAGAAGAGGAAGCCAUAUGAUCCCUUUAUCUUCUGCAAAUGAGGAUCUCCAAAAUGUACUGGCCUCAAAGAGGCGUAUAAUUGCCCUGAACAAGAAGGAUCUGGCAAAUCCUAAUAUUAUGCAUAAAUGGGCUCGACAUUUUGACCUUCUCAAGCAAGAUUGCCUUUCAAUUAAUGCUCAUAGCAGAAGUUCUGUCAGUCAGCUUCUUGCUCUUGUGGAAUUAAAAUUGAAGGAAGCAAUCUCUAGAGAACCUACUCUUCUUGUUCUAGUGGUUGGUGUUCCCAAUGUUGGCAAAUCAGCUCUGAUCAAUUCUAUCAAUCGAAUUGCAGCUUCUCGCUUUCCUGCUCAGGAAAAGACCAAACGGGCUGUUGUGGGACCAUUGCCUGGUGUUACCCAGGAUAUUGCAGGAUAUAAGAUAGCUAACCAGCCUAGCAUUUAUGUCCUUGAUACACCGGGCGUGCUGGUUCCAAGCAUUCCAGAUAUAGAAACAGGUCUAAAGCUUGCUCUGACAGGGGCUGUCAAAGAUUCUGUGGUGGGUGAGGAACGACUUGCUCAAUAUUUAUUGGCUGUUCUGAACAUUAGAAAAGUUCCUCUACAUUGGGAUCGCUUGUACAACCAGAAAAUAAAGGAAUCUUUGGAUGGAUCCUCUGACAGUAAAGAGAAUAUUUUUGGUGAUGGCUUAUCAAGAAAGAGAAACAGAAUAAAUUGUUCCGAUGUCUCUUAUAUUGAGGAUCUUGCAGAAGAAGUUCAGCGAACAUUGUAUGCUACAUUCAUAGAAUCUGCCGUUGAUGUGGAGGACGAGAGUGAACUAGAAAGUCUUAUCGACAGACAACUCACUGCCCUUCAAACGUCGUUCAGGAUACCGCCGAAAGCAUCAGAUGAAGCUCGCACUAUGGUUUCAAAGAAGUUGUUGACAUUAUUCAGGAUGGGCAAAUUGGGACCAUUUGUUCUUGACGAUCUUCCCGAUUCUUGCAAACCUAUUACCUAAAGAAAUUUCCUAACAUAAGGGAUUAUAACGUAAGCGGUAUAAGCGGUAUGAUCAGAGAUGAGCAGACAUGAGCAUGAUGGGAAGACCUUGUUUUUGAAAAUAUCGGCUUAUAAAAAGGGUUUGGAAUGAAGAAGUCAUUGUUUUUUUUCUCGAGCGUGCAACUUUUGGUGAACUAGUUUUAGUGAUGCACCGAAGAAAUUGGGUUUGAUAUAGAUGUUUUAAUUGGUUUGCUCGUCGAAGAUAAGAGAAUGGUUGAAGUUUGCAAUGCUGUUCAGGUAGGAUACAAACUCUUAACAAUCAAUGCAGAUGGGAAAUCCUUCCGAUUGCCGGUGCAUAACAAGAAGAUGAUGUGAAGCUUGUGUUUGAUGCUCAUAAGCUGAAAAAUAGUGUUCUUAUAUUGUUGAAAGGUCUGUUUAAUGUUUAAUUUGGAUGUUCAGUUUUGGAAUGUAAGUGCUUUAGUCUUUUAAAAUAAAUAGACAAUUUUAACUGAAAA